Messenger RNA from Megalopta genalis, 3270 nucleotides. RefSeq lists its product as uncharacterized. NCBI's taxonomy places the organism in Eukaryota, Metazoa, Arthropoda, Insecta, Hymenoptera, Halictidae. The record is from RefSeq and is a predicted model, not a curated record.
UAAAUCCCAAGUACACACACACACAAUAAUCAUCAAACAGAUUUCAUAAUUCCACCAUAAAGCCGAAGAACCAUCUUCGAUGGAAGAAGGCAUGAUCAACAGGCAAAUAAAGUAAAAACAUAUUUGCGAAAACUGCGCGUUCACCAGGAACUUUUGAGGCUAUGUGGUUCUCGAAUUCAUGGGGCACAGAUUUCGUAGAACAUGAGCGGCUUCGUUGACAGUCCAUUCCUGUUUUUCGUGGACAACGUGCCACCUAUUUUCGCUGACCAUCCCGAAGAGGAUCAAAGAAAGAUUAUCGAGAUCUCGGACGUGGGCUGCGAUGCCGUAUCACCGACUAUGACUUUACAGAAUAAUGGCCAAUACAAUCCAGCGAGAACUUCCACAAUAAGAAAUAAUAGGAUAAAGCAUGAUGAGAGAACAGCGAACAAGAUUCACAAGGAGAAACCGCGACAGAAUGAUGGACCCGCGAAAGAUUUCGGAAAAACGUUCAUCAAGCAGCCUGAAAUUAAUCAUCGACCAAACAUCGACGAGCAACGUUGGAAAAAGCAGCCCACCCACGACGACGCGAUCAACGCUGCAACAGCGAAGAGGAGUCCAGACACAAAAGACGUAAACACGAGUUCAAGAGUGCAAUCAGCGAAACCAAGACUGAAUCGAUGGAGCAGAGGAAACGUUCCAGUACCUCCGUCGGAAGUUCAGUGGGAUCAUGAAACGGCGUGCCCUCAAAAAAGACCAUUGAGUUGUCCAACGCGAAAGAGACCACUGAUCCCCCAAUCAGCUAUACCGAGAAUCGUUCCCAAAAUGAAACCCAGGAUCGACGAAACGCCGACCACCGAUAAAGAGAAAACGAUGGUGGCCCUGGAGCCGGAUUACCCAGAAGUCUUUGAUCGCCACGUGUCCAAGGAUCGUUGGCAGGGUCUGAGGGCGCCGAUGCCGAGAAUCGCCAAGAAACCAAGCAAUGAAAAUCUACGGAGGACUCAUCGGGCGUCGAGAUACCGGAAGAACCCAAAAAUCGCAUCGGCAAAGGCAGAUAACGUCGAGGAAAUCCUCGAUGAACUUGAAGACCGCAGAAUCCGAUCUAGAACGCAUUCUCCGCCAAGGGAUCGACACGGGGGGACACGAUCCUGCUCCAAACCCGGCCGAAAACAGCCAGAACAAGUGGAGGUCCAGCAAAUUCCAAGGAUCAUCAAAGAUCCUCAAAGAUCGCCGAAGUCUUCGUUGUUCAACCUCGCGUCUGAUCGAGCUGGGAACACGAAUCGCGAUCGAUCCUCCGAGAGAAGUCAAAGAUUCGUGGAUCGAGCAGUGGACAAAGACAGUAUAUCGGACAUCGCGAGAGUUUCUACGUCCACGGACGCCACCGUGGCACCAACUUCCUCGAUAGACACAGGGAAGAGCGAGAAGGUGAUCGGUUUUUGGGAGUUCGUUCCUCUGGACGACGAAAACAGACGAAAGAUCCCUGGUAACAGGAGGGCCAGAUGCGUACUGGAUCAAAGACUGAUUCAGGACACCGAGUAUCAUCCACCGAGAAGACAUCUAGUCAACGAAAACGAUGCACCAAUGACGGACAAGAAGAGUCUGAAGAGAAGCUUGGAUCUGGACCGACCUUCCGAUUCGGAAAGCUUGAAGUACGUUGAUCGUUACUUGAAUUCUGCGGGUCCGGGAGGGUUGGAGGAGGUUCCUGACACGUACAGAAUCGACAAAUCUGCCAGGUCAGUGGAGGUUCUGCACAGAACGAGGAUCGGCUCGAAGACAGAGGUCAAUCGAGAUGGUAGCCGAGAGAAACUGUGUUCGAACUGCUUCGCGAAUGAUGCGAGACACUCUGAGAACUGCCAUGGUCAGAGCUGCGGAGAGCCUAGGUACCAACCGAAGGUUGCUCGGAUGCAGGCUUUCGGCUGGACAGGAUACAGUCGAAGCCUCAAAAGAGAAAACGAAGCGAGACACGGUAUGGAGAGCGAGAAGAGGAAGAAAAUGGAGAACGAGGACAAUAUGGCUGGCAUAAAGUUCGUUGAAAAGGCUGCCGCGCGUCUGAAACGGAAGCUAGAGGACUCCCUGAACGAGGAUUCCGUCUCGAGGAAGUUCGCGGGUCUGAAUAUCGAAAAGAAGAUCCGAUCCGAACUGUCUACGAGUUCGAGGUUGCCAAUUCGGAUAGGCAAUCGCCUCAGAUCGAAGAAUCCCAUUGCCUGGAAGUUCAGAGGAUGUCCGAAGAAUAGAUCAUCGGAGAAAGAAGAGAAUGAAAAUCCUGCGAAUAGCGGUUCGAUUAGAUCCAGGACAAAACCCAGGAUAAAACCAAGCGUCGAGCAUCACCGGAUAAUUAUAGACUCCGAUGAGACCCCUGCAUGCCAGAAAACUGUCGACGAUGUUCGGAGAAACGGGGAUAGCUCCGUCGACGAAACAAUUAAGCGUGGGAGGGAUGAACAAUUUAGGGGGGCUAUGAGGUAUGCGAAUGUGGAGCACGGUCCGCGGAGAAACGAGUUUACGAAUCGCUUUUAUGCGAGGGAAAUUAAUCAGGGAAAUGGUAGCGGGAUGUCGAGGAUGGAAACCAAUGUCUUGAGAAACGGCUUGAGGGAAAAAUGCUUCUUCAAUGUGCAUGAUCAGGAGAACAGCAUUUGCGGGAAGCAUUGCAAGGGGCUGUGUUGUGGAUAGGUCUACCAUUAGAAUUGAAACUGUAGAAAUGAAUUGUAGAAACUUGAAAUAUUAGAAAUGAAUUAUGGAGAAUUGACGUUGCAGAAGUGAAUUGCAGAAAUGAAUUGUAGAAGUGAAUUGUGGAGAAUUGAAAUUGUAGAAAUAAAUUGCAGGAAAUUGAAAUUUCAGGAAUUACGAAAUUUUGGAGUCCAGAAGCACCGAUUAGACGGUUUUUCAUUGAAGAAAGAGAAAUGCUGAAAGCUGGCUCUAAAAUCUAUGGUAUAUAGGAGACAUUUCUUUAGUACAUUGUUGAUUAAUAUUCAUUUGUGUGCUAUUAGUUAUUCCUUAAGAAAGUUACGUUGAAUUUUAAAAUCAUCGUUUUACGGGAUGUUGAUUAGACUGGAUUUUUAUUUUUAUAAAUUGAAACGAUUAAAAAUGGCUGAAAUCUGUGAUAAAGAUAUACCAGGUGAAAGUAUUUCUUUAAUAUAAUGACUGAUAAUUACUAACACAAUAUUCGACACUUUUUGGUUAAAUUAUACUGUUUCCUAGAUCUUGUGAAACUGCUAGAUAUGAUUAAAUUCAUUAAACUGAUAGAAGAUGAUAGAAAAUUGUACUAUAAUGUCAACAAAUAUACAUUCCUUUAACGUA